Molecule: messenger RNA, 197 nt
Organism: Paraglomus occultum
Lineage: Eukaryota; Fungi; Glomeromycota; Glomeromycetes; Paraglomerales; Paraglomeraceae
Source: the annotation of a GenBank genome assembly
CUGAAGAAUCGUUAAAAGCAAAUGACACCGUUAAUGGAAUGGCCCAAGUAACUGUAUUGUACAAUACAUCGUCCAGCAGUGGCAACAGCGUACAUUUUAUCAACCCAGGUUUUCCCGAAGCAUUUAGCAAGAGGACAAAGAUUAUCGGAAAAAGCAUGUUAAGUAUUGCGUCGUAUAAAUCUCCGUACGGUGUAUAA